GAAAUGAGAGUCAUAAAAAUUUUUAAUUUUAGACACAAAAACUUCGAAAUCAAAAUCUAUGAAAAAUUGCCUCGUUUUAUUACGUUUGAAAGCGACACGUGUCCACAUGCAUUAAAUUUUGCUAACACUAACGAGGCGAACAUGUUCAAAAAUAUAUUGAAAUUAACUAUUAAACGAAUUAAUAAUGGAGGAGUAAAGCCACAAGUUCAACAGCCUCAAAAUCAUUUAUCUCCAUCCACAUCCAAUAUUAAUCAAAUGCCAACAGGAAUAACGAAUAUUGGGACUAGUCCUCAAGUUGGCCCAUCUUUCCACCAAUUUUUUACACCAAACAAGAAGAUGCCGUCUAAAAAGGAUAAAAAUAAUGAUGGCCGUCCAACUCUUACUAAAAAGGAUCUUGGAGCUGCAACUGACUUUGCGUAAAAUUUCAUCUGGCUUACUAUUAGAGUCGA
Messenger RNA from Meloidogyne enterolobii, 449 nucleotides. The record is from the annotation of a GenBank genome assembly. NCBI's taxonomy places the organism in Eukaryota, Metazoa, Nematoda, Chromadorea, Rhabditida, Meloidogynidae.